AUGGAUACGGCAGAAGAGGUUAUGGAGGAGCUGAUAAUUCAGCGAGUCAUACUCGCCUCCAUGGAAGAUCAGUCGUGGGAUGGUAUUGAAGUCGAGCGAGACGAGGUUGCACAAGAGAUCGAGCGCUUGAAGCGUCUGCAUAAAAGGCUAAAACAGGGACAGACACAAACUCUGGUUGACAACGAUGUUGGUCGGUCUGCCUCACAGGAGCAAUCUCCGCCCGGCUCGUCUAGCUCACAACCGCACUCGCAACCCAAAACACCUGUUGUUGCGGGAGGGCGCUCUGUCAAUAUGAAUCCACUGCAUGGACAGCACAACAUCGGGCUCAGCCCAUCACCAGUGUCUCUCCCAAGUAGGAAAAGAGAUCUUGGAGUGACAGACCCUUUUGCGAUGGACGGUCAGAAUAAGUCGAGGAGGACGACUCCGACCCCUGGCGGCAACCGGUUCUCUCCUCCUUCAAGAAUGGGCAGGGAGUCGAAUGGCACCGACCCCAUUGAUAUUAUUGAUCUCACUGGCGACGAUGUUGACUUCGAUUCCACCUUGAUCGCCCAACAAAUCCGACAGCAGAAUCGCCAAGAACAAGAGAAUCGAGACAGACAGAUGGCCAUGCAAAUUGCCAACCAACAUUCCGCCGCAUCGUCAUCGUCGCUGAACCAGCAUUCAGCCGGAUUUGACGCCUUUUCCAGAAUGAUGGCCACAGAACGAGCUAACCCUAGAGGACCAACAAACGGACAUUGGAACUCUCUCCCAGGCUCCAAUACUCAAACACCAGUGCCUUCUCAGGGAAUGAAACGGGCAUCGAUGCCGGGAUCCUGGGACAGCCCAAGUCCGUGGAAUGGACAUGCAGGCCCUCCUCCGACCACCCUGCCCAGUAACGCCUUUCAAGCUGUCGGCACACAAUCCUUUGGUGCUGCUGGUCAGGGCUAUGCAAGUCCCGGUGUUCCAAACCCGCAACGUCAUUCUCUUUUGCGAAACCAGUUUUCGAACCCGGGAUUGAGACAAGCUUUUUAUCGUGUCCCGUCACCAAAUCCAGCGUUGUAUGGUGUACCAUGGCACCCGAACCAUGGCCAUCUCAUUUCCAAUGUCAUUGAACGAACUAGCAUGAUCGAUUAUACAAAUGGCACAGAUGUGUUUGGAAAUCCUCUUCACAGUCGUUUAACCAAUUUUCUCAAUGGCGAUGGUGAUGAGACACCGAUGACGGCAAAUGAUUUGGAGGAUUUAUUGAAAAAUAUUCGUCCUGACAUAGACAUACCAGAGCACAAUCGAGGGGUUGGUCCACCAGGGCUAAGGUAUCCGCUCUACCGCCACCAAGAAGUCGCACUUACUUGGAUGAAACAAAUGGAAGAAGGUACUAACAAGGGUGGCAUCUUGGCCGACGACAUGGGACUGGGCAAAACCAUUUCUACUUUGGCUCUCAUGCUUGCCAACCAAGCCACAAGCAGUCCAAAGACAAAUUUAAUCAUUGGCCCCCUGUCGUUGGUCCGGCAAUGGGAAGAGGAGAUUUUGAAGAAAACAAAACUAGGACAUAGGUUGUCCGUAUUCGUGUACCAUGGGAAGAAGGCGACAACCGAUGAGCUCCUUAGGUACGAUGUGGUAGUCACCACCUACGGUACCUUGGCGCAGGAAUUCAAGCGUCGUGAGCAGUACAUUGAAGACAACAAGGGUAGGACCGAAAUUUUCAAUGACAAAUCAUGUGCAGUCAAGUUUCCCCUCCUGCAUCCAGAGAAAGCUGUUUUUCACCGCGUCAUUCUUGACGAGGCUCAAUGCAUCAAAAACAGAAAUACACAGGGGGCAAAAGCUUGCCACAGCUUGAAGGCGACAUACAGGUGGUGUCUGACUGGGACGCCAAUGAUGAAUGGCGUCCUUGAGCUGUAUUCCCUCCUGAAGUUCCUCCGCAUAAAACCGUACAAUGUUUGGGAGAGCUUUCGUGAGGCAUUUGGUGUUUUGUUUGGCCAAAAGGGCGAUCCUAAGCACAUGGCCAUGACCAAGCUUCGAGCCCUGCUCAAAGCAACCAUGCUGCGGCGAAAGAAGGACUCGGAGCUUGAUGGCAAGCCCAUUUUGCAACUCCCGGAAAAGAGGGAGCAUAUUGUGUAUGCAAAGCUAUCAGCGGAUGAGCAGGACUUUUACAAACAACUCGAGAAAGAUGCUCAAGUUUUGUUCAGCGCCUAUCUCCGAGAAGGAAGUAUCGGCAAGAAUUAUUCCAACAUUCUCGUUUUGCUCCUUCGACUUCGCCAAGCCUGCUGUCAUCCUCAUAUGAAUCUAGAUGUAGAUGAUGCGGUUAAUCCUACUACCGAUGCUGAGGUCGAGGAACUUGUGAAGAACUUGGAUGCAACUACUAUAAAGAGAAUCAAGGAGGUCAACGGAUUUAAUUGUCCCAUAUGCUUUGACGCGGUACGAACACCUUGGUUCUUGAUACCAUGCGGACACGACAGCUGCAAGGAUUGUCUGGCACGAAUAGUGGACGGUGCCGCCUCACAAAACGUCCGCGAAGGCAACGACAGCGACAAGGUUAAGUGCCAUGUUUGCCGUGGUAAAUUUGAACCCAAGAAGUGCUUCAAUUACGAAACAUUCAAAAAGAUCCACAUGCCGGAAACUGUGGACAAGACGGAAAAGAUUGAGCCGCCAGGCGAUGAUGAUUCAAGCGAUGGGUCAGAGGCAGAGUCCGGAGACGAAGAUGAUGCAGAUGAAGUUGACAGUAAGGGAAAUCUCAAGGGAUUCGUGGUCGAUGACGAAGAUGAACUUGCAGCUCUCGAUGACCUCAAAAAUGAAGCCUCUGCCAACUACCACAAGGAGCAAAAGAAGGAGCAAAAGAAGGCGAAAAAGGCUAAGAAAAGGGGCAAGGGCAAGGAGAAAAAACCAGACGUUAAGCCUUCAAUGCUCAAGAGCCUGCGUCUAGAGGCAGCCAAGAAUAUCGGAGCCUACAAGCGAUACAUGCGGUACCUGCGAAAGACAUGGAUGCCAGCGGCCAAGGUCACCGAAUGCAUGAGGCUGCUUAAAGAAAUCCAAGAAACAGGCGAAAAGACCAUCAUCUUCUCCCAGUGGACUCUCCUUCUGGAUCUGCUCGAGGUAGCCAUGUGGCAUGACAAGUUUCCCAUGAAGCCCCUCCGCUACGACGGCAGCAUGUCAGGAGACCAGCGCGCCACGGCAGCUAAAACCUUCCGCGACAAACCUGAGCACAAAGUCAUGCUGGUGUCCCUCCGCGCCGGAAAUGCAGGGCUUAAUCUCGUCGCUGCUACGCGCGUCAUCAUCAUGGAUCCCUUUUGGAACCCGUACAUUGAAAUGCAGGCCAUUGACCGAACGUAUAGAAUCGGGCAGAAGAGAGAAGUCGAGGUGUACCGGAUUCUGACGCAGGAGACGGUGGAGGAUCGUAUCGUGGCGUUGCAGAAUAAGAAGAAGGAGAUUGUGGAAGCAGCACUAGAUGAGAAGGAGAGCAUGAAGAUUGGUCGCUUGGAUGAGAAUGAGCUCAGGUUCCUGUUUACUGGGCAUCGUUGA
Molecule: messenger RNA, 3492 nt
Organism: Pochonia chlamydosporia 170
Lineage: Eukaryota; Fungi; Ascomycota; Sordariomycetes; Hypocreales; Clavicipitaceae
Product: SWI/SNF family DNA-dependent ATPase Ris1
Exons: 6
Coding region: 1-3492 (1163 amino acids)
Cellular component (GO): cytoplasm
Molecular function (GO): ATP-dependent chromatin remodeler activity; metal ion binding; ATP binding
Source: RefSeq, a predicted model, not a curated record